AUGAAGCUUUCGCUUGUCUUCAGCGUGCUCGCAUCCAUCGUGGUUCUUGCCACGGCGUAUCCCACACAAGGAACCGUCGCGAAACGUUCCUAUGUGGAGAAGCGUGAGGAACUCGACGCCAAUGACUUCAAUUACGUUGGUGUGGAGAAGCGCGAUGAAAUAGACGCCAGUGAUUUCCUUUACCCCCUCGGUGAGGAAAAACGCGAGGAAAUCGACGCUAGUGACUUCCUUUACCCCCUUGGUGAGGAGAAGCACGGGAACUCAAUGUUGAUAUCUGAUUAA
Suillus subaureus is the source of this 282-nucleotide messenger RNA. RefSeq lists its product as uncharacterized. The transcript has 2 exons. The coding region runs from base 1 to 282 and encodes 93 amino acids. NCBI's taxonomy places the organism in Eukaryota, Fungi, Basidiomycota, Agaricomycetes, Boletales, Suillaceae. The record is from RefSeq and is a predicted model, not a curated record.